UCUUGCAAAGCACUGGAAUCCGCUGAUUUACUACGGUUCCUUGUAGUAUCAAUAGAAAGAUUUUUUAGAAUGAACAUUUUUGGAAAAUUAGAACAUUAAAAUCCUUACAGCUUUGAUUUCACAUAAAUGAAAAUGAAUUCAAAUAUACUAGAACCAAACUCAGAUGAAACGGAAGCACUUCUCAGUAAACUUGUGUUGGAAAUGGGUCAAACCAGCGAUCCAUAUAGCAUGGACCCAAAUGCUCCCAUUAUUGGUGGUGUCCCUUGCAUUAAGGUUGUUCCCAAGCCAGGAUUUUGUGUGAAAACGGGCAGUAAGAACAAGGAGAAAAUUUUUAUCAAUGUGUGCACUUCAGAAAAUGUUCCGGAAGCAAAGGAUCUUACGGAGAAAGAGCUGAUUGACCUCCUGCAGUCUGAUGACCCAACUGGGUUCAGAAUUCCAAUGAGCAUUGGGGAACCACACGCAGAGGUCGACAAAGGUGGCAAGGGCUGUACUGCCUAUGAUGUGGUUGUGAAUCCCAAGUUUUACACGAAGAUUCAGACAAAUGGCACUUUCCAAAGGUUCUUUCUACAUGUGAUGGUGGAAGGCAUCGAGAACAAGUUUGACAUGGAACUUAGUACAGAAUUUGUAAUUUUGAAGAAUCGGAAAUCUGUUGGUACUCUGCAGGAACAAAACAUUCGAAAGGAAUCUAAGCCGUUCAUUAUGGAAAUGGACAAUGCUAACAGUUCUCACACUUUAUCAGAAACUAUGACCAGAAACAAACCACUAAUUGAAGAAGUUAAAAUGCCAGAAGCUAAAAAAGGUGCUGAACCAAAAUUCACAAUUGUCCAAGAGCCAGCUGAGGGUCACCCAGAAUUUUUGGUAGCAGAAAUUCAUCUUCCCCUAAUUAAAACGUCCAACACAUUAACUUUGGAUGUAGGUGAAGAUCGAAUUCUGCUGGACACCAGGUCUAAUGUGUACUACUUGGACAUCUACCUACCAUUCAAUAUUAUACAGGAAGAGUGUGGAUCUCAAUUUAAUAGAGAAACUAAGAUGCUCACAAUAACCAUGCCAGUGCAGCCAGCCUCCUGACACGAGAAGCGUACAUUAUGAUAUAUAUAGAUACAAUACAAUACUGGAUGUAAAUAAACUAUGACAUUGUGUAUUCAUACAACAUUGUAAUUGUCAACUCUGUGAUACAUACACCAUCAGGACAACUCUUGUUUAAAACAAGAAAAAUAACUAAUUUGUGCAAGACUUUAUAUUAAGUUUAAAGUCUUUACCAUAAGAAUGUGAUAUCUUUAUAUCUGGAAGCAAAGAAGACUGACUGUCUGCUAUCACUGUUAAAUUUGGUUAAUUUCUCUGAAAAAGUAUUCACAGUUAUUUAUGUCUGGUCAGUUUUCAGCAAUAAUGAAGCAUUUGUUUACAUAGGCAUUUCCAAGUUUUAAAAAAAGAUCAAGUUUUGAAUAUUUGAACAGAAUGGAGAAUAUCUCAAUAUAUAUUUAUAAUUACAAACUUUCCAUUGUUAUAAGAUUUACUCUCUUCUGAUUUGAUGAUAAUGUUAAAAAACUUAUAUGUUAUCCUUUGAUAAACCUCCUAAAAUGAUGGUAUUAUGUCAAAUGUGUAUAUCAUUAUGUAAAACUGGUUACAGAAAGGAUGCUAGAAACUGAUUUAUGUGUAUUUGUAACUGUUGUUUACAAUUAUAAGAAUUGUUUGUCUUUUUUUGGUCUUUUAUUUUAUGCUGUGUGAUUUUAUACAAUUGUGACCGUUAUACAUUGACAAAUUUACACAAAAAACCAGUUCUUAUAACAUGAAAUUCAAUAGAACAAUUAUAUCAUACUUAUUUUAAAUACUCUUCGGGGGUUUUUCUUCUUUUUUUUCAAUUUUAUUAAGUUGUGGAAAGAAAGAUGAAAUGCAAGAUGUUAAGUACUGUACAAGAUUUCCAGGCAUUGAUUUAUAUUAUAAAUGACUUUUGCAGGGGGUGAAAUACUGCUGAAUACAUUUAGUUUAAUUGUUGAAUGUAUUUCUUUAAAAAAUAAAAGAUUUUAUAUUUUUA
This is a messenger RNA of Gigantopelta aegis, 2032 nucleotides long. RefSeq names its product PIH1 domain-containing protein 1-like. The transcript is spliced from 10 exons. Gene Ontology annotation, cellular component: ribonucleoprotein complex; R2TP complex; cytoplasm. The record is from RefSeq and is a predicted model, not a curated record. Gene Ontology annotation, biological process: box C/D snoRNP assembly; rRNA processing. Bases 127 to 1068 code for a protein of 313 amino acids. NCBI's taxonomy places the organism in Eukaryota, Metazoa, Mollusca, Gastropoda, Neomphalida, Peltospiridae.